This is a messenger RNA of Cephus cinctus (wheat stem sawfly), 3636 nucleotides long. RefSeq names its product polypeptide N-acetylgalactosaminyltransferase 2 (gene Pgant2). Gene Ontology annotation, cellular component: Golgi apparatus. The transcript is spliced from 11 exons. The record is from RefSeq and is a predicted model, not a curated record. The coding region runs from base 486 to 2039 and encodes 517 amino acids. Lineage: Eukaryota; Metazoa; Arthropoda; Insecta; Hymenoptera; Cephidae.
UUCGGCGAGUCGACACAGCCUCCGUCGACGCCUCAGUACGGCUUCGGCUGCCGACGCGGUAACUUGUUUAGUGUUUGUCGUGCUAGGGCAGGUGGCGCCGGGCCGACCGUGACCUCCCUGUUACCGUGUGUUUCUGUAUUUUAGAAGAAUAUUCAAACUUGAGAGAGAGAGAGAACAGUUAGAACUCAAUAAACUUGCAGUUAGAGAGCAUCGAAUUGGUGUAACUGAAGUUUAUCAAGAAGAGGAGAAACGUUAAAGCAGACAUGCGGCGAAAUGUGAAAAUUGUGCUUCUACUGUCAUGCGCGUGGAUGUUUGCCUUUGUUUACUACUACCACACGUCCAAGGAUACCAAGGUAAGAACGUUCAGCAGUGCCAUCUAUCCGUGAGACAUCGAGAUAACUUACGUCAAUCAGAAUGAAAAUAGAGCGCUGAGGCUCAAGGAACCAGGGUCCCUAUCUCUGUCUGCCGGAAGUUCCGGUGGUUAUAUGGAUCCAGAUGGUACCGCCAUUGUUAUGUCGUCCGAACUACUUCCGGCACCGAGUUCCGACCCACGGGUCACCUGGAAUUACUUCGACGAGCACGGGUACGUGUCCAGGGGUGGUUUAAGGGCCGGCGAGGAUCCGUACGCCAGGAAUAAAUUCAACCAGGAAGCAUCCGACGGUUUGCCAAGCAACAGGGACAUUCCUGACACCCGGAGUGCCAUGUGCCGGAUGAAACAAUGGAAGGGUGAUUUACCACCGACGUCCGUUAUAAUCACUUUUCAUAACGAGGCACGAUCAACCCUAUUGCGCACGGUGGUAAGUGUCCUUAACAGAAGUCCAGAGCAUCUCAUCAAGGAGAUCAUUCUGGUAGAUGACUUCAGUGAUCAUCCUGAGGACGGAGAGGAACUUUCAAGGAUUCACAAAGUCCGUGUGAUUAGAAACGAGAAACGAGAAGGUCUAAUGAGGUCAAGAGUUCGUGGAGCGGAUGCAGCGACUGCGAGCGUGCUGACAUUUCUGGAUUCCCACUGCGAGUGCAAUGCUGAUUGGUUGGAGCCACUCCUGGAGAGGGUUGCCGAAGAUCCUAGUCGAGUAGUCUGUCCUGUGAUCGACGUUAUCAGUAUGGAUACCUUCCAAUACAUUGGAGCUUCAGCUGAUCUGAGAGGUGGUUUUGACUGGAGUCUGGUAUUCAAGUGGGAGUACCUUAGUCCUACAGAAAGACAGGCCAGGCAGAAGGAUCCCACUAAAGCUAUAAGGACUCCAAUGAUAGCAGGUGGACUUUUCGUUAUCAAUAAAGCUUAUUUUGAAAAACUUGGAAAAUACGAUACCCAGAUGGACGUAUGGGGUGGUGAAAAUUUAGAAAUUUCCUUCCGAGUCUGGCAAUGUGGAGGUAGUCUGGAGAUUAUACCGUGUUCAAGAGUAGGACACGUUUUUAGAAAACGACAUCCUUAUUCCUUCCCUGGCGGAAGUGGCAAUGUUUUUGCUAGAAAUACUAGGAGAGCAGCUGAGGUCUGGAUGGAUGAUUACAAACAAUUUUAUUAUAAUGCUGUACCAUUAGCCAGGAACAUUCCUUAUGGAAAUAUUCAAGAUAGAAUGGAAUUGAAGCGGAUACUACAUUGUAAGCCGUUCAAUUGGUACCUGCAGAAUGUAUAUCCGGAAUUAGUGAUUCCUACAAGUGAAGGAGGUCCAGGUGGAUCUUUAAAACAAGGAUCAGCCUGUCUGGACAGUAUGGGUCAUCUCCUGGAUGGUAACGUAGGGUUGUAUCCUUGUCACGACACCGGCGGUAACCAGGAAUGGGGUCUGACUAAAGAUGGCCUGAUAAAGCAUCAUGAUCUCUGUCUGACCUUGCCCGUAUACGCAAAGGGUACUACGCUACUUAUGCAAAUCUGUGAUGGCAGUGAAAAUCAAAAAUGGCGACAUCUCGAAGGUGGACUUAUACGUCAUAGUAGAAUUCCAGUUUGUGUGGAUUCGAGGUAUCAUGCUCAACGAGGUAUCACUGCAGAGAAGUGUGAUUCCAGUGCGGAUAGUCAACGGUGGGAUCUUUAUAAUCAUAAUCACUAACAGCGUAAUACGAUGAAAAGAAGAAUCAGAUAAUCGAGAAAGUAAUCUGAUUAAUCAAGAAAGUUGAUGAUUGAAGAAUCAUCAUAAAGAAAAAGAAGAGGAGUAGGGCUCUGUAAAGCGCAGCCCUUGAUUUCGGUGAGCGCCGCAUCGUCGAUGACUUUUGCGUGUACAUAAACUAAAAAAAAAAAGGAAGACUCGUUUUGCGAAUGAAAGUUGCGUUCUUCCAUAUUGAAUUUUCAUUUCGGACUAAUGGCAGUCUUAUCAGGAGGUUUAGCAAUUCUCAAACUGUACUUAGAAUAAUUACCAGUGUCGUUAAUUCCACGAUUAUAUAAACUUUUGGAUAAAUUUUCAAAAUUAUUUAAAUACUUCUCUGGGAAUUAUACAAGGAAAGAAACGACAAGCAAUGGUUUUAGGAAUCUCGUGAUCUUUCUAUGAGGAAGUUCACGGGCGGCCAUUUUGGUCCUGCUGUGAGCUUCUUUGUUUUUUAAUGCGUAACACUUUAUGUUGUCACGCAGAUGUUUAUUUUUAUAAUAAAUUAUAUCUUCACUUGGUUGUGCGAAUGGGCUAGGCUUAAGAAUCGCGUUGAUCUCUAAUUGUGACAAGAAAGCAGGAGUUAUGUGGAAAACUGAAAUCCACGUUAUUGAUUAAAAGAAAUAAGCGCCCAUGGGAUUGCGCUGGAAAUAGCAAUAUGCGACGAGACGCUCCUUUUUCAUAUUACAAUUAAUACUCGUCAAUGACAUUAUAAAUAAUUAAUUAACGUCGCUCUAAGCUUUUGUACGAUAAUCCACGGCUACUGCAGCCGUCCGAGGAAUCUCGUCGAUUUAUGUAUAUAUAUACUUAUUCGUAUACACGUAUACAUACAUAUAUAUACGAGUAUGUUAAAUAAAGAAGCGACUCUCAGGGUCUCUAGGUAGACCGAUCGUGCGACAUAAAUCAAGUCAAGUGAAUUGAUCUGGAUCUCCGAAAUUCAUUUUGAUUCGGAGUACUUUUUAUUCCACGCAAUUUCUUUCCACGUCCCAAUGUUAAUAUACCCAUUUUUUCUGUCCUCUUAUCCUUCCCUGUUCUGAUUCCUGAAACGACAUCACACGUCAGGGAGAACGUUCUCUCCUGCGACAUAGUACUAGUAAGACACCGUAAUCGCGUACUUGUAUAUACUUGUAAUAAUUAUGGCGCGGCUCGCGGACGUGUGUCGUAUUUUGCGAUUUCUUUUUAGUCUAUAAAGAUAGUGAGACUAAUGAAUGAUAGUCGAUGUUAUGUACUAUACGUAUUAACGUGGCGGUACGGAUUAAUUUUUUUUACAAUUGCGUUCCGAAAUUUUAUUAGAAAUAAUAUGUUAUUUUAUGCCCUUCUUAUUAUACGCGAGGGUGAUUUGAUUCGGUGACGUACUUUGUUAGUGUCGUGUUCUUUUUAAUUUUGCAAUAGGAUUUGAUGAUACGGUUUCACGACCGGUAUUCUAAGAGACAUUGGCACUGCUGUUCAUUCUAUUCCGCAUUUUUGCAAUGUAUUAUAUUAAAUGUAUGUACCUUAAGGAUACGAUACGUUAGUUAUAUUAUAGGAAAGGAGUUUUUCUAAUAAAAUGUGGGAUAUUUCCAAAUGA